Messenger RNA from Leucoraja erinaceus (little skate), 4550 nucleotides. RefSeq names its product acyl-CoA dehydrogenase long chain (gene acadl). Gene Ontology annotation, cellular component: mitochondrion. Gene Ontology annotation, biological process: long-chain fatty acid catabolic process; carnitine metabolic process, CoA-linked; fatty acid beta-oxidation using acyl-CoA dehydrogenase. Gene Ontology annotation, molecular function: flavin adenine dinucleotide binding; long-chain fatty acyl-CoA dehydrogenase activity. Lineage: Eukaryota; Metazoa; Chordata; Chondrichthyes; Rajiformes; Rajidae. The record is from RefSeq and is a predicted model, not a curated record.
UCUCUAUAAGAUCAGCUCUCAUCCUCCUGUGGUCCUAGGUAUAUAAACCUAGCCUGUCCAACCUCUCACUUUUGCUCAGGCCCGCAGGUCCUGGCAACAUCUUUGUAAAUCUUCUCUACAUUCUUUCCAGCUUAAAUACACCACACUUGACAUCAUCCUUGCUGUUGCAGUGUUUAGAGAACCCUGGUGAAAUCCAUGCAGGAGAAUGGAUAAAGUAAAGAUACUACAGGAGCUCUAUAAUUUUUGGUAUAAAGGCCUCACAGUCGGAGCCUGAGGUCAGGAUUGAACCUAGGACUUUGGCGCUGAGAGGCACAUCGCCACCACCUGUGCCGUUUAUUCAACACACUGUACAACAAAUUACAGAGGAACAUUAAUAAUAAGCACGGAGACGAGGCACAUAAUGCCAAACAAGCUGCAAUAUUCUCGCAGAGUGAGGGAGCGGUUGUCCCGCCCCUGGGAGCGGAUCCCGUGACCAAAGAUGAUAGAGUGGAGCAAAGAUAGUGGAGUAUCUCGCUUCGCUCUAUGAUCUUUGCCCGUGACCCUGUCACCGGCUUCAGCUUCAGAUUCAGCUUCGGGCGGAGAGAUGGCGGCGCUGCGACCGGGCUGGCGAUGCGGCUGGCGGGCAGGCCGCAGAUUAUAUAGUGCAAUAACACAAAGUCAUGAAACCCACAAGAUUUCUCGUCCAGAAACUACCUCUGCCAAGAAUCUAAUGGACAUUGGCACUCGACGGAUAUUUUCUGAAGAACAUGAUAUAUUCAGACAAAGCGUGAGGAAAUUCUUUGAAGCAGAGGUCAUUCCAUAUCAUGCACAGUGGGAAAAAGAUGGUCAAGUCAGUCGAGAAGUUUGGGAAAAAGCUGCACAGCAGGGUCUUUUGGGAGUCAAUACACCAGAAGAACAUGGCGGACUAGGUGGUGAUGUGCUUUCUGCCGCUAUCAUUUGGGAGGAACAGAUGUAUGCAAACUGCAGUGGACCUGGUUUCAGCUUGCAUUCAGACAUUGUCAUACCCUAUAUCACUCGUUAUGGUUCUAAAGAUCAAAUUGAACACUAUAUUCCUCAGAUGGUUUCUGGUAAAUGUAUUGGUGCCAUUGCAAUGACGGAACCUGGUGCCGGCAGUGAUUUACAAGGAAUACGAACACAUGCUAAAAAUGUUGAUGGUGACUGGAUCCUCAAUGGCAGCAAAGUUUUUAUAACAAAUGGCUGGAUGUGUGAUGUGGUCAUUGUUGUAGCUGUGACAGAUCCUCAGGCACAUUCUCGAGCCCAUGGGAUAAGCCUGUUUCUUGUGGAUAAUGGUGUGAAGGGAUUCAUCAAAGGAAAGAAGCUGGAGAAAAUUGGUUUGAAAGCACAGGACACAGCUGAGCUCUUCUUUGAGGAUGUCCGCUUGCCUGCAAAUGCUCUACUGGGGAAAGCUAAUAAAGGAUUCUACUACUUAAUGAAUGAUCUGCCACAGGAAAGAUUGCUCAUCGCUGACAUGGCGCUUGCCAGCUGUGAAUUCAUGUUUGAAGAAACAAGAAAGUAUGUGAAACAGAGGAAGGCCUUUGGAAAAACAAUUGCUGAUUUACAGACUGUGCAGCAUAAAUUGGCGGAAAUAAAGACCCAGGCUUGUGUGGGCCGUGCAUUCGUCGAUAGUUGCCUGGGGUUGCAUAUGGAGCAGCGACUAGAUUCUGCUACUGCUUCCAUGGCCAAAUACUGGAUGUCUGAGCUCCAGAAUAUUGUAGCCAACCAGUGUCUCCAACUCCACGGUGGAUCUGGAUAUAUGUGGGAAUACCCAAUUGCUAAGUCUUUUGUUGAUUCCCGUGUUAGCACAAUAUAUGGUGGCACAAAUGAAAUAAUGAAAGAGCUUAUUGCUCGAGGAAUUUUAAAUGACUGAUGCCUGGUGCAGUUUUGAGCUGAAUGCUGAUUUGUGCCAACAGGACCUCCAGAUUCUGAAAAAAAUAUUUGUUCCUAUAUAUUACUUUUAUUCAAUAAAACAAAAUCUAUAUCUAUUUCUGAUUUAUUCAGAGAUGAGAAAUUUGGAUAUUGAACCCAAUAGCUUGCUUAUUCCUGUUUUGCUUUUUAUAUGCACAAAACAACUGAAGUUUGAAUGCAAAAUCAGUAUUUCCCAUUUACUUUUUGUUUAUUUGCUCUUUGUGAAACUGUUAGCAACAACCAGGCUUGUUGAUAGUUUCAAGAGCCCCACUGAGUUGUUCCCAUUUGUUUUACCAUUCUGAUUGAACUGCUAAGCAGCUAAAUGUAUUAAAAUUAAAAUAUUCUGGAACUUUUAACAAUUUCCCACUGAAUUAUCUUCAAUUUUGUAAUUCUUUGAGUUUUGUGUGCAUUUAAUGACACUAGUGGACACUAUUCUGAUCAAACUGCUACAGAGUUCUCAGAACUGAUUGUUUUCUUAAAAACAACUUGAUAAAUUGGGUUUAGAAAUGCUUUGCGUUUGAGUAAAGAAGGACAUUUCAUGGUGCAAUCAUCAUUUUAAAUAAUUUGUUUGUGUAAAUUUUUGUAAAUUGUUGUAAUUUGAAAAUUCUCCAAGAACUGUACAGUGAUUCUAUAACUAGAAUUUUCCUUAUCAUAAUCUUAAAUUACUGUCCUCUUCACCCGAGAUUAUGCUGCAUCUGCUCUGAAAAUCCUUCAGGUGUUUUUUAGACCAUAAAACAUAGGCCGAAUGGCCUAAUUCUGUUCCUAUCGAGUCUGUUCACCAUUCGAUCAUGGCUGAUCUAUUUUGCCCACACAACCCCAUUCACCUGCCUUCUCCCCAUAACCCUUGAUGCCCUUACUAAUCAAAACCUAUCAAUCACUGCUUUAAAUAUAACCAAUGCCUUGGCCUCCAUACUCGUCACUUCUACAGAUUUACCACCCUCUGGCCAAAGAAAUUCCUGCUCAUCUCCAUUCUAAAGGUUUAUUCUGAGGCUUUUAUUCUGAGGCUGGUAUUGUUAUAAUACUAUAUUAUGUUUUAUGUAGUAUUAUACACUGUAUAAAACUAUGUUUUAUAAAUUAUUGUUGUUAAUUACAUUUCAUUCUUCUAACUUCCUGUGAGGAUCGACAAUUUUCAAUCUCAUUUGAUAUGUCAAUAUCCUAAUUGCUUGAAUCACUGUAGUGGACAUGUGCGGCUCUGUCACUUUGUCAAGCACAUCCUUCCCAUCAGUGCCCCAAAGCCCUAUACUGUUGUACUGACCCCAUUACCUUAGCAUUUCCUUGCAAUUUUGACACGCACUUACUUUCCUACCAAGCUUUGCAUCUUAAAAUACGGAAAUUUGUACAUCUGAAACCCUUCGUCCAUUUCAUUAAUGAACAUCAUAAAUUGCUGAGUAAGUCAGCCAGUGGUAAAAUUAUAUUAUACAUUCCAGCUGUUUUUAACCAGUCACUAAUCAUAAUACACUUAACCUCAUGGGAUUCUAUUUUGUGUAAUGGCCUUCCAGAUUCUAUCUUAUUGACUGAAUCCACUGGUUCUUCUUAUUGACAAGUUAGAAUCUCACAACCUCGACCCUUAAGGACAUCUCCAGCUGUAAAAAAAAAACAGGUAAUCAAUUUGAAUUGCUUUUUAAAGUGUUAACUAUAUGCUUUGAUUUCAAUAAACACUUAUUGAAAAAGUUGUACAUUCGUUCCUUAACUAUGGUUGGCCUGAUUAGUAAAAGGCAUUCAGAUUUUAAGUCUAUGCAGUAUUCUUAAUAUAAAUUAAGAUUGAUUACAUAACUUAAUUGGAGAACUAAUCCAAGGAGAAUUUUAUGGAUAAUCUUUUACCCAUUUCAAUUUCCUUGACAUUUCUUGAUAUGUUGAAAAUUAAAACCAUGAAUGUAUUAGAAAAGUUGACUGAAUUUAAUUAGGUAAGUCACUAGGACAGGAUGGGAUGUAUCAUUGAAUUUUAUGGGAAAUAUAUUCUUUGGAUAAGCCAAUGGACUUGACAGUGGUGAAUGUUAGUCCUUUGUUCAAUAAAUGGAAUAAGGAUAAACCCAACUACUACAGGCCAGUCAGUUUAACCUUGGUAGUCGGAAGCUUUUAUACUUUAUAUAACUUAUAAAAUGUUUUAUAAACCUCUGUGAGAUUAUUACUCAGCCUGCUGUAUUCCAAAGAAAAUAACCCACCCUAUCCACUCUCUCUAUAACUCAAGCCUUCAAUCUCAGCUACAUACUUAGUCAUACACACCGAUCAAUAUGCCCAUUUACACUAAUUCCUCCUGUCUUUGCUUGGCCCAUAACCCUCUAAACCUGUCCUUUCCAUGUACUUGUCCAAUUGUCUCUUAAAUGAAAUGCUAUGAUAGUGCCUGCCUCAACUACCUCCCCCGGCAGCUUAUUUCAUAUACCCACCACCCUUUGUGUAAAAAAAGUUACCUUUCCAGUUCCCAUGAAAUCUUCCCCCACCCCCCUCACCUUAGACCAGGGGCCUCCAAACCUUUCAGCAUGAGGGCCACAUUAUAUAUUUGUAAAAAAUAAAGAAAUGUCAGUUUUAUAAAUUUAAUGAACUCAAUAAGGAACUUAAGUAAAACAAAUGGGAGAAAUUCAAAACAGAACUAGUUCAACCACUCACCCAUCCACCCGCUCACCCUCCUGCUCGCCCACACGCUCGCC